This is a messenger RNA of Zonotrichia leucophrys gambelii, 3556 nucleotides long. RefSeq names its product integrin subunit alpha 3 (gene ITGA3). Gene Ontology annotation, cellular component: integrin complex; external side of plasma membrane. The transcript is spliced from 22 exons. Gene Ontology annotation, biological process: leukocyte migration; cell-matrix adhesion; cell-cell adhesion. Gene Ontology annotation, molecular function: integrin binding. The coding region runs from base 53 to 3325 and encodes 1090 amino acids. The record is from RefSeq and is a predicted model, not a curated record. NCBI's taxonomy places the organism in Eukaryota, Metazoa, Chordata, Aves, Passeriformes, Passerellidae.
CGCGCACCGGCCCCGGUGGGGCUCGAGGCGGGUACGGCGGCCGGUGCGGGACAUGGCCCUGCCGGGGCUGCUGCUCGGGCUCGGCCCGGUGCUGCUCGGCGCCGCCGCCGCCUUCAACCUGGACCGCACCUUCCCGGUGCUCAAGGAGGGCCCCGGCGGAGCCCUGUUCGGCUUCUCGGUAGCGCUGCACCGGGAGACGGAGCGGCGGGAGCGGAGCCUGCUGCUGGUGGGGGCCCCCCAGGCCGCGGAGCCGGUGAACGGGACGCGGACGGGCGCCGUGUACGCCUGUCCCCUGAGUGCCACCACCCGCGACUGCCAGCGCCUGCCCAUCGAGCUCAAGGAUGAGCCGGAUAAGGCCAUCAUCGAGGACAUGUGGCUGGGGGUGACAGUGGCCAGCCAGCGGCAGCCCCCGGGGAGGGUCCUGGCCUGUGCCCACCGCUACACGCGGGUGCUGUGGUCGGGGGCCGAGGCCCAGCGCCGCAUGGUCGGCCGGUGCUACGUCCGCGGCAAUGACCUGCGCCUGGACCUGGGCGACGAGUGGCAGACGUACCACAACGAGAUGUGCAACGCCAACACCGACACCGACGAGACUGGCAUGUGCCAGAUGGGCACCAGCGCCGGCUUCAGUGCCAACAUCAUCUACUUCGGGGCGCCCGGUGCCUACAACUGGCAGGGCACCGAUUACAUGCUGCAGAGGGAGACGUGGGACCUGCACGACUUCUCCUACCCCAACACCAGGAACGGCAACACCUACAUAGGGUACACGGCCGAGGUGCGCAGCGCGGUGCUGCAGCGGGACGCGGUGACGCUGGUGACGGGCGCGCCGCGGUACCGGCACACGGGCGCCGUGCUGCUGCUGAGCCGCGGGGCCCGGCAGGCGCUGAACCGGAGCCUGCUGCUCCCGGGGCCGCAGGUCGGCUCCUACUUCGGCAGCGCCCUCGCCCUGGCCGACCUCAACAACGACGGGUGGCAGGACCUGGUGGUGGGCGCCCCCUACUACUUUGAGAGGAAGCAGGAGGUGGGGGGCGCCGUGUUCGUGUACAUGAAUGAGGCUGGGGGCUUCCAGCAGUUCCCCAGCCUGGUCCUCACCGGGCCCAGCUACUCCGGCUUUGGCUUUGCCCUGGCCAGCAUCGGGGACAUCAACCAGGAUGGCUUCCAGGAUAUCGCCGUGGGGGCUCCUUUUGAGGGGCCUGGCAAGAUUUACAUCUACCACAGCAGCGCCGAGGGGCUGCGGGACCGGCCCCGGCAGGUGAUCAGCGGGGCAGAGCUGGGCCCCACCAGGAUCAAAACCUUCGGGUACUCGCUGAGCGGGGGGCUGGACAUGGACGGGAAUUCCUACCCGGACCUGCUGGUGGGCAGCCUGAGCGAGAGAGUGGUCCUGCUCAGAGCCCGGCCUGUGAUCAACAUCCUGGACAAGACCUUCACGGUGACCCCCAGCAAGGUGGACCCUGCCCAGUGCACGCCCAAGUCCUGCAUGACGGUGACCCUGUGCUUCUCCUACAACCAGAGCGCGGGGGACCCCAACUACAGCGAGAGGAUCACCCUGCAGUACACGCUGGAGGCUGACAAGGACCGGCACCCGCCCAGGGUCAGGUUCUCUGGGUCCCAAUCUGCCACCUACACCGGGGACUUCUCCAUGCCCGACACCCGCUGCCAGACCCAGGAGCUCCUGCUGCUGGACAAUGUGCGGGACAAGCUGCACCCCAUCGUGCUCUCCAUGAACUACUCCCUGCUGGAGAGGCCCAGAACCUUCCAGCUGGGCCCCCACUCCCUGGACGCCUUCCCCGUGCUCAACCAGGACCAGUCCCAUGAGAACGAGACCAAGAUCGAGUUCCAGAAGGAAUGUGGCUCCGACAACCAAUGCUACAGCAACCUCCAGCUGCGGAGCAGCUUCGUCACCGAGCAGAACCAGCCUCUGCCCAGGGUGAACGGCACCCAGGUGCUGCAGUACAGCCGGGACGUGCGCAAGCUGCACCUGAGCAUCAACAUCACCAACGUGCCCUCGGCGCCCUGGAACGGCGAGGACGCGCACGAGGCCCUGCUGAACGUCACCGUGCCCCCCAGCCUGCUGCCCUCCUCCGUGCGCCCGAGCGGAGCCUGCACCUUUGGGGACACGGUGCUGUGCGAGCUGGGAAACCCCUUCAAGAGGAACCAGAGGGCAGAGCUGACCAUCACCUUCGAGGCCAUCGGGAUCAUGCUGGACACGCGGGAGGUGGAGGUGUGGCUGGACCUGUCCACGCAGAGCACGCAGGGGGAUCUGCAGCCCGUGCUGGCCAAGCUGCUGGUGGAUUACAGCAUCCAGUCCUCGCUGAGCAUAGCCUCGUCCCACAUCCAGUCCUACUUCAGCGGGACCGUGGUGGGCGAGUCGGCCAUGAAACAGGAGCAGGACGUGGGCAGCCCCCUCACCUUCGACUUCCAGGUGACCACCAAAGGCGAGUCCCUGGGCACGCUGGGCACCAUCCUGCUGGGCUUCGAGUGGCCCUACGAGAUCCCCAACGGCAAAUGGCUCCUGUACCCCACCGAGAUCCUGGUGAACGGCAACGACACGUGUCACCCUCCCGGGGGGCUCCUCAACCCCCUCAACCUCACCCUCCUGCAGGACCAGGCUCCUGCCCCGCCGCCGCCGCAAGAAGCUCUGGGUGACCAAGUGGCAGGAGCCGGACAAGUACUACUGACCCCCUGUCCCCUCCCGGCCCCUGCCAGGGGGGCUCUGACUUUGCACAAGCGCAUCCAUCCCUGCCUGCCCCUACCCCUGUCCCGAGCCUCGGACGCGGCCGCCGCCGCGCUUGGCUCCCGCAGCCCCUCCCGGUUCUCCCAGGGGGUUCCGGGUCUCCCGGGGGGCUCUUGCACGCCCGUGCCUUGCACGCUUGUGGGGGGCGACCCCCCAAAUGUGCCCCCCCCCGCUGUAAGUGCUGCUGGCCUCACCGAGUGCCUUCCCCCGCCUCGCAGACACUCCGCUCGCCACCUCCCUGUCCCUUUGUCCCUUGUCCCCAAACUCCCUGGGACACGUCCCGGCCCAUGGGGACACCUCCCUGCAGGCCGGGACACGCUCGGCACUGGGUGCGGGACCCCUCUGCUUUAUUCGGGGUGGGCUGGGGGAGCUCAUUGCCUCCUGCAACCCCUCCUCACCCUAAACCCCUCGGGGGUCUCCCCCUUCAAACCUCAGACACCACGGAUGUCUCCCCAUCCUCACCCCAAACCCCACCGGGAUCUCCCCCUCCUCACCCCAAACCCCACGGGGGUCCCCCCCUCAAACCCCGCGGGGGUCUCCCCUCCCCUGCCGACCCCAGACCCCUCCUGCUGUUCUCGCAGCUUUGCCUUUUGAGGGGUGGGGGGGGUGCAGCGCUUCAGGCCGUGUCCCCCCCAUCCCAUCCCCGCCCCGGGGGUCGCUGUCCCGCCCCGCGGGGUUAAAUUAUUCCGUGUUUCGGUGUCGAGUCCCGGCGCCCGGUCGGUACCGGGGUUGGCUGGGGAGGGGGUCCUGCGCCCCCAGCCGGCCCCCAAACACCCCCUCCCUUCCUCGCCGGGGCCCAAUAAAGGCUCGCUCUGGGAUUUGUAA